Molecule: messenger RNA, 2453 nt
Organism: Colletotrichum godetiae
Lineage: Eukaryota; Fungi; Ascomycota; Sordariomycetes; Glomerellales; Glomerellaceae
Product: major facilitator superfamily transporter
Exons: 7
Coding region: 162-2084 (640 amino acids)
Biological process (GO): transmembrane transport
Cellular component (GO): plasma membrane
Molecular function (GO): transmembrane transporter activity
Source: RefSeq, a predicted model, not a curated record
AUCCUUCUUACCCACCCCAGACCCAUCAAGUUUCCAAUCUGCCAGACACCCUCACAGACAGAACAUAAUCAUCUAUCUGCAUAAGCAAGCAGAACCAGCCAUAAUUCCUCAAUCGAAAGAGACGUAAAGAAUCCAUCCUACCCUUAAAAGACAACUUCGACAUGGUCUUAAUCUACUUUGGGAAGAAGGCUUACCGGGCCAUGAAGGGCUCGGGCAAGACACAAACAAAACCAGCCACAAAGCCAGAGGGGACAGGAGCACCAGCAAGCGAUGGCACGAGUUACCAAGACAAGAACGGCCAAACGCCAUUGGAAAGGACUACAAGCACGCCGACAAGCACGCCGACUUGUAGUCACCAAUUCAAUUCGACCUCUGGACCCUGCCCGACAUGCAAGUCUGAGCGCAAGGCACAAUUACAGUACAGAGUCAAGCUCUUUGCUGGCCUCGUUCUCCCCUUUGUAGUCCAAGCCUUGGACGUAACAAUCGUCGCAAGUGCCUUGCCCUGGAUUGCAGCCGACUUCCACGAGACUCGCCAGCUCAACUGGAUCAUCGCAGCCUUCAACCUCACAUCGGCCGCCUUCAUCCCCUUCUGGGGCCAGGUCGCCGACAUCUUUGGACGCCACGUCUCGAUACAGACCUGUUUGGUGCUGAUGCUCGUCGGCAGCGCGCUGUGCACCGGCGCACCGACGGAUGCCUUCCCCGUCCUCCUGCUCGGCCGCGGAUUCCAAGGCUUGGCGUGUGCUGGUCUGAACGUCCUCGUCCGCAUCGUCAUCGCCGACAAGGUAACCUUGCGCGAGAACGCCAAGAACUGGGCAAUCUUCUCCUUCUUGGGAGGUGUCUUGGGAUGGGGGCUGGGUCCUGUAUUGGGAGGAUACAUCACGAGCGGUUCUUCCUGGAGAUGGUGCUUCGGUAUUAACCUGCCCAUCGCCUUCGUCAGCAUGUUCAUCCUCUACUUCGUCCUUCGUUCCGAACUCCUCGGGCCGCAGCCCAUCCCCCAGCUCGACGAGACAACCGAAACGGGCCGCCGCACAACAUUCAAAAAGCGUCUCCAGACAAUCGACGUCGGAGGCCAGCUCCUCUUCCUAUUCGGCUUCGGUCUUAUCGUCCUCGGCUUGACCUGGGCCGGCGCCACAUACUCGUGGAGUAGCCCCGCCGUUCUCGUGACGCUUAUCUUGGGUGUCGUUAUCAGCAUCCUUUUCGUCGUCUGGGAGUACCACAUGUCCCCAGGCAAGGCCCUGGCCCGCCGCUUCCCGUGGCAAAAGGCCAUGAUCCCCUGGGAGUUGGUCCGCAAUAGGGAUAUUGGCCUCUUGUUCUACACCUCUUUCGCGACGGGUAUGGCCAUGUACUCUGUGCUGUACUUUUGCAACAUCUACUUCACAAUGGUGAAGCUUUGGUCGGCGGACCAGUCUGGUGUGCAGCUGCUGUACUUUACCCCGGGCUUGGCAGUUGGUGUCUACGCCUCGGCGUUCAUGUGCAACGGCUGGCCGCGCAAGACGUUUCCCCCAAUCUUUCUCGGUUCGAUUCUCGAGAUGGUCGGCAUCGGCUUGCUGGCGUGGGCACUCUGGACAGAACACCUCCCUACCAUAUACGGGAUGAUGGCUCUCACCGGCGUCGGAACAGGUCUCCGUAUCAUGCCCGUCCCUCUCCACGGCGUCGGCUACUUCCCCAAGAAGAUCGCAGCCGUCAUUUCUCUCAUGGCAGUCGCGUACCCCUUUGGCGGAACGUUGGGCCUGACCAUCAUGACGACCGUGUUCAACAACGCCUCGGGCAUCAGCGAGGACUCACCCCUGAGGGACUUUGAGGCCCUUAGCCGCCUGCCCGCCGCCACGCAGCAGCAGGUCACCCAUGACGCCAAGAUGGGUGUCGUCUGGGCAUUUGUCGCCAUCUGUCCCUUCAUGGUCCUUUGCACGAUAUCGGCCUCAUUCCUGGGCAACGUCUUCAUUAGCAAGGUCGAGGAGGGCGAGAAUGAGAGGCAAAACGAGAUCUACGAGGGCGUCUACUUGAUCAGCUAUUUCCGCAAGCGAGGUACCGCCAAGAAUGUUAGGAGAGAGCAUUUGUCGGGCGGAGAGUCGAAUUUGGAGUAGGUUGGAAGUGAUUUGCGUGGGCUAAGUAGAAGGACUUUUAGUUAACUUUUUCUUUGGUUUUCUCAGGUUACAAGAGUUGAUGAUCUCGUCUAGGCGUAGUGAUAUUUGACAGGAUAGCGUUGCUACAUCAAUUCAGCGGUCUCUAGUUAUUUCUUUUUAAAUAGGCUGAUUUCAAAGGGAACAAGAUUAAACCAAUAGAGAAUCACAGAAGUGUUGGGAUGAUGCACAGAGUUAAGAUUCGUACCAUGACACUGGGUAGUCAUCGUCUCUGUGAAUAAAGUCUACUCAAUAUAUUCCACAUCAAUACCAUCAACAGACUUGACGCCGGCCAGUGGCGAAGAGAAACAAGGAAAAAACCAAACAACCCUU